GCGGUUGCUUCCAAGAUGGCGGCGGCGGCGGCGGAGCCGGGAGCCGGGGGCUCCCAAGCCGGGGACUCCAGCGCCGGGGCCGCUGGCGGCGGGCUCCCCUCGCCCGGGGAGCAGGAGCUGAGCCGGCGCCUGGAGCGUCUGUACCCGGCGGUGAACCAGCAGGAGACGCCGCUGCCCCGCUCCUGGAGCCCCAAGGACAAGUAUAACUACAUCGGCCUCUCCCAGAACAAUCUCCGCGUCCACUACAAAGGUCAUGGCAAAAAUCACAAAGAUGCUGCAUCAGUUCGAGCAAUGCACCCAAUACCUGCUGCCUGCGGCAUUUAUUAUUUCGAAGUGAAGAUUGUCAGUAAAGGUAGAGAUGGGUACAUGGGAAUAGGACUCUCAGCUCAAGGUGUCAACAUGAACAGACUUCCUGGUUGGGAUAAACAUUCAUAUGGCUACCAUGGUGACGAUGGACAUUCAUUCUGCUCCUCUGGGACCGGGCAGCCCUACGGCCCCACAUUCACUACUGGCGACGUGAUUGGCUGCUGUGUCAACCUCAUCAACAACACCUGCUUCUACACAAAGAACGGGCACAGUCUAGGUAUAGCCUUUACAGACCUCCCUGUAGCCUUUAGGGAAUCCAGUACAGUCAACGCUCAGUUAUUUGAGAUGUUUGGCAGCAAAAGGACAGGGGAGGAGUCUAACCUGUAUCCCACGGUGGGCCUGCAGACUCCGGGAGAGAUUGUUGAUGCAAACUUUGGGCAGCAGCCAUUUGUGUUUGACAUUGAAGACUACAUGAGGGAGUGGAGAGCCAAGAUCCAAGGCACGAUUAAACGCUUUCCUGUCGGCGACAGACUAGGGGAGUGGCAGGAUAUGCUGCAGAAUAUGGUCUCUUCCUACCUGGUGCAUCAUGGGUACUGUGCGACAGCCACAGCUUUUGCACGCAUCACAGAAACCACAAUCCAAGAAGAGCAGACUUCCAUAAAGAACAGACAAAGAAUACAGAAGCUUGUGUUAGCAGGCAGAGUGGGAGAGGCCAUCGAAGCUACCCAGCAACUCUACCCGGGCCUCUUAGACCACAACCCCAACCUGCUCUUCAUGUUAAAGUGCCGGCAGUUCGUGGAGAUGGUGAAUGGAACAGACAGUGAAGUCCGCUGUUUCAGUGCACGCAGCCCCAAAUCCCAGGAUAGCUAUCCAGGAUCCCCCAGCCUCAGCCCCCGACUUGGUUCCAGCAAUUCCCACAUCCACAGCACCGGAACAGACAGCCCAAGUUGUAGCAACGGGCUCACGUUGACAAAAAGCAAACAGAGUCACAGUAAAUACCCAGCUCUGAGCUCUUCCACAUCCUCUUCCUCAUCUUCCUCCCCUGCAUCAGUCAACUAUUCUGAGUCAAACUCAACAGACUCCACCAAAUCUCAGCAGCACAGUAGUACGAGUAAUCAAGAGACCAGUGACAGCGAGAUGGAGGUAGAGGCCGAGCAUUACCCCAAUGGAGUCCUGGAGACCUCGGCCACCAGGAUAGUGAAUGGUGCCUACAAAUCAGAGGAGAUACUGCAGACCGAUGAGUCCGGCGUGGAAGAUGGGCGUCCUCGACGACAGCUGUGCGGCGGCAACCAGGCCGCCACAGAAAGGAUCAUCUUGUUUGGUCGAGAGCUGCAGGCCCUCAGUGAGCAGCUGGGCAAAGAGUAUGGGAAGAACGUGACUCAUAAAGAGAUGCUGCAGGACGCGUUCAGCUUGUUAGCGUAUUCUGACCCGUGGAACUGCCCUGUCGGUCAGCAGCUCGACCCGAUACAGAGGGAGCCGGUGUGUGCUGCUCUCAACAGUGCGAUUUUAGAAUCUCAGAACCUGCCAAAGCAGCCCCCACUGAUGCUUGCCCUGGGCCAGGCCACCGAGUGUCUGCGUCUCAUGGCUCGGGUGGGCUUGGGCUCCUGUUCGUUUGCCAGAGUCGAUGACUAUUUGCACUAGCUGCCCAAGUGGGAUGGAGCACCGUCGUUCUGUACUGCCCUCCUCCCUCCUUCCCCAGCCUGCCCUCCUCUGUGCUGUCCAGCCCUCCUUCAUCCAUGCUGCCUGGUGCAAGGACAGAGUGCCGAUCAACCCCCCCCUUGUCGCUAGUGGCCUCCCAUCACAUAUGAGAACCUGGACGCUCCUGGAAGAGUCGGCUUCUGCCACUUCUCCCGGCCCCCUCCUCCCCGAUCUCUCGCCUUCCUCUCCUUCCACCCCUCCUUCUUCCUCUCCAUCACUGCAGCAGCAGCAACACAUGCAGUAUUUGGCUGGUUACUCAAACGUAGCACCUUCCAAUUUUAGGGAUUUUUUUUUUGUUUUUGUGGGUUUUUUUUUUUAAUCUUUAUUUUUUUCCUGACUGAGCCACCAGUAUUUAUCUCUGGAGAGUGUGUGCUGAGUUGGUUUCUGCUAAUUUAGUGAUAAAGCUCACCUAAGUUGGUGAUAGCUUCUUAUUUUCUUAAGUAAAAAAAAUAUAUAUAUGUGUAUGUAUACAUAUAUAUAUAUAUAUAUAUAAAACACAGUAUUUAUCUCUAGUGCUAGUCGUCUGGACCCUUUGGGAGAGGGAGUUCGGACUGUGUACAUUUUUAUUGGGAUUCCCCCUCAUUAAAAAAGAAUCAUCUCUUCCACCUCAA
Messenger RNA from Ornithorhynchus anatinus (platypus), 2615 nucleotides. RefSeq names its product RAN binding protein 10 (gene RANBP10). Bases 16 to 1947 code for a protein of 643 amino acids. The transcript has 15 exons. Gene Ontology annotation, molecular function: protein binding. Gene Ontology annotation, biological process: cell surface receptor signaling pathway; cytoskeleton organization. NCBI's taxonomy places the organism in Eukaryota, Metazoa, Chordata, Mammalia, Monotremata, Ornithorhynchidae. The record is from RefSeq and is a predicted model, not a curated record. Gene Ontology annotation, cellular component: cytoplasm.